GUCACGGACCCCGCCGACUCGGUGGACUCGCUCAGUCGCACCCAGAGUCCCAGACACAGUCACACACGAGAGUGUUGAGACUUGAGAGAGAAAAAGAGAAACUCUUGAGAGAUUCCCAUUAGCCAAACACUAUUGAAUUGAAUUGAAGUGAGGGAUUGAGGUUCCUCGAAGAGGGGAAAUGACGAGUCCUCAACUGGAGCGAGGCGUGAUGACGCCGAUCUAUGCUUCUGGUAGACCCUUGUCCAUAACGCCGGGGUCUAGGGUCAAGACUCCUCUCAGUGACGGCACGAUUUGGAAGCAACUCAAGGAGGCGGGCUUUGACGAAGACUCCAUCAAAAAGCGGGACAAGGCUGCUCUCAUCGCAUACAUCGCUAAACUUGAGGCCGAGAUCUUUGACCUGCAUCACCAAAUGGGGCUUCUUAUAUUGGAGAAAAAGGAUUUGGUUUCCAAGAAUGAGCAAAUUAAAGCCUCUGUUGAUACAAUUGAAAUCAUGUAUAAGCGUGAUCAGACUGCCAAUGUACCUGCUUUAGCUGAAGCUAGGAAACGUGAGGAGAGUUUGAAGAAGGCUCUAGGAAUUGAGAAAGAAUGUAUUGCUAGUAUUGAGAAAGCCUUGCAUGAGAUGCGUGCAGAAUGUGCUGAAACAAAGGUUUUAUCUAACAAUAAAUUAGCUGAAGCCCGAACGAUGGUAGAAGAUGCUCAAAAGAAGUUCAUUGAAGCUGAAGCAAAGAUGCAUGUGGCAAAGUCUUUGCAUGCAGAAGCCACCCAGUAUCAUCGUGCUGCUGAAAGAAAAUUGCACUUGGUUGAAGCACGUGAAGAUGAUCUGAGCAGGCGUAUUGAUGCUUUCAAAGCUGAUUGCGAUGCAAAAGAAAAGGAUAUGAGGCUUGAGAGACAAUCUUUGAGUGAUAGACAAAAGGUUCUACAACGAGAACAAGAAAGAUUGCUUGAUGGACAAGCGUUGCUGAGUCAGAGGGAGGAUUACAUUUUUAAUAGAUCUCGGGAACUCAGUCAGCUGGAGAAAGAGUUAGAGGCCUCGAAAGAAAAUAUCGAGGAGCAACGCCGAGCCCUUAAUGAGGAGAAAUCCAAUCUGGAACUGAGUGUGGUUUCCUUGUCAAAAAGAGAAGAGGUGGUUGUUGAGAGGGAAGUUUCACUUGGCAAGAAAGAGCAGGAUCUACUUAUUUUACAAGAAAAAGUUGCAAGCAAGGAAUCCGAAGAAAUAAAAAACACUAUAGCUGAUCAUGAAGCUUUUUUGAGAACAAGGAAGUCUAAAUUUGAAGCUGAAUUAGAGAGAGAGCGUAAAUUGGUUGAAGAUGAAAUUGUGGCCAAGAGAAGGGCUUGGGAGUUGAGGGAGAUUGAUCUAAACCAAAGGGAAGACCUACUUCUGGAAAGAGAACAUGACUUGGUGGUUCAGUCAAAGUCAUUAGUAGAAAAAGAGAGGGAUGUUGGUGAACGGUUGAAUCAUCUGCUGGACAAAGAAAGAAGUUUGAAUGAUGCACAGAAGGAUGUUGAGGUAAAGAAAUUGCUCUUACAAGGUGAAAAAGAAGAGAUCGUUAUAAUGAAAUUUGAUCUUCAGGAGUCAUUGGAUUCUCUGGAAGACAAAAAGAAGCAAGUUGAUUGUGCUAAGGAGAAACUCGAGUCCAAGAAGAGCGAAACAGAUGAGCUGUCAGUUCUGGAGAUGAAACUUAAAGAAGAAGUUGAUGUUGUUAGGGCAAAAUUCGAACUCGUUGCUGAGGCAGACAGAUUAAGAGUAGAGAAAGCAAAGUUUGAAGCUGAGUGGGAGGUAUUAGAUGAAAAAAGGGAAGAGUUAAGGAAGGAAGCAGAAUGUUUGGCAGAGGAGAGACUUGUGCUUUCUAAGUUUCUCAAGGAUGAGCGUGAUAGCCUGAGACUCGAGAAGGACUUGAUGCGAAAUCAACAUAAAAAUGAUUUAGAGCUGCUUAAUCGUGAGCGAGAAGAAUUCAUGAAUAAGAUGGCACAGGAGCGUUCUGAAUGGUUUAGCAAACUUCAGCAAGAACAUGCCGAGUUCUUGUUGGACAUUGAAAUGCAAAAGAGGGAGCUGGAGAGUUGCAUUGAGAAAAGGCGUGAAGAGGUUGAAAGUUACUUAAAGGAAAGAGAGAAAGCCCUUGAGCAAGAGAGUGCAAAUGACCUUCAGUAUAUUAACUCUCUUAAGGAAAGCGCUUCAAAAGAGUUGGAGCAUGUUGCUUUUGAACUGAAAAGGCUCGAAUCUGAGAGAACAGAGAUAAAUUUGGAUCGUGAGCGAAGGGAUCAGGAAUGGGCGGAGCUAAGUAAAUCGAUUGAGGAACUUGAGAUUCAGAGGCAGAAACUAAAGGAACAGAGGGAAUCUUUGCACACAGAGAGAGAUGAAAUUUGUGCUGAGAUAGAGCGCUUGCAGACAUUAGAGAAUUUGAAAGUUGCCUUAGAUUACGAUGCUGUUUCUAAAAUGCAACAAACUAAUCUGGAGAGCUGGAAGAGACUUUCUGCAAAACGAUAUUUGAAGCAACAUAGUAGUUUGAGAGAUCCUAAGUUGGAUCAACAUGAUAUGCUCCAUGUCAGUAGUAACAGUGAUGGACUUGAUUCUCCUGCUAUAGGAAAGCCAAAUGGUGCCUUUACCCCUGGCACCGCUCAUUUCUCUUGGAUCAGGCGAUGUAAAGAAUUCAUAUUCAAAAGUUCUCCUGAGAAGACUCCCCCAAAGCAUGAAAAUGGUUCUCCUUUGUCUGAAAAUGAGGAAGCAGACUUGAUAUCAGCUGGACAAUUGGAUUGUUCCAACACAUAUGUUGAGCACAAGUUCAAGGGCCAACGUAGUUUCAGUGAGAUGCGGCCGUCUAGAUAUCCUUUUGGUGAACCAAAAGUAAUUCUUGAGGUGCCCCCUGAAGGUGAAGUACCAAAAGGAACACGUGAUUUUGAAUCUGAAAUUAAGGAAGAUGCUAGCGGAACCCCCUCUAGCUCUUCUACUGGACGAGGUCUUCAAGCUGGAAGGAAGCGACGAGUUAAUAACUUGACUUCCAAGGAUCACAUUGGCCCCCAGCCAGAGCAAGGGCAGAAUAAUAAGAGAAGAAAGCACCGGCAAGACGAGGCUAUAUAUUCAUCUGAAGAAGCUUUUCUCCACAGUCAAAUUUUAUCCAGAAGAAAUACAGGAGAGGAUCAGUGCGUAAUGGAGUCAUCUAACUUUGUUCAAGGAGAUGCUCAAGAGUUGACUGAACUUGUCAUAGAUAAAAUCAUUAAAGUCUCAGAAGUGACUUGUGAGAGGAUAGACAAUGAAACCAUUCAAGAAACAAUUGACGACUAUGGAGAAUCAGAACAUGGUGGGGGAACAAACCUGAAUACAAACUCUGUAGAUGAUCGAGAUAGUGUGUCACCCUCGGGUCCUGAGGUUCCUGCAAUGCUACAAGAAGUGCUUCGGGGAUAUGAGGGACAAGAGCACAUUCAGCCUCUAGAACCUGACGUGAUUGAAAGGAAUGGCCAGAAAGUUAAGGAUGACAAUGCAGUAUCAGAAGACAGAGGAUAAGGUGAAUGAGAACACUGGAACGCGGACAAGAUCAAAACAGAAGUCAUAGAAUACUAACUGAUCGGGCAUUUUGAUGUGAUUCAUGGCAUGGAGUAUGGAACAUGCAUGCUCGGAAAAGUAUGUCUCUUUGGGUAGUUGAUGAAGAUAAAGGCAGUUCUAUGCUAAGCGGCUAGUUCAUUGGUUUCCGUUUUGACACACUACCUCUGGUAUGACCAGUCUUAGUGCCCCCGCUGAUACAGCUUUGAAUAGCCCAAAUAUGUAAAUGGCUGGGAUGAGAUGGACGUGUAAAAUCUUGUAUAUGAUUUUGCCAUCUUUAAUUUUUUCUUUCUUUGGGGGGCUGGCUUGUUUCUUUAGUGCUUGAUGCUAUAGUUUUUAUUUAGGGAGGUGGUCUAACAGGUGUGAAGGGAGGAUUGAUCUAAUUGAUGCCUUUGGAACUAAAUGGGUUGUUGGUUGUUUCUUGACAAAAUGACAGAGAGGUUGCAAGGUGCCACACUGGAGUUUUAACUGAUUGGCUUUGCUAAGUGACCUUUUUUAUUUCUAAA
Messenger RNA from Tripterygium wilfordii, 4041 nucleotides. RefSeq names its product protein CROWDED NUCLEI 4-like. Lineage: Eukaryota; Viridiplantae; Streptophyta; Magnoliopsida; Celastrales; Celastraceae. The record is from RefSeq and is a predicted model, not a curated record. Gene Ontology annotation, cellular component: nucleus. Gene Ontology annotation, biological process: nucleus organization.